AUGUCAGUAGAAGAUAUUACUAAACUUAAGAAAAAGAGAGGUGGUUUGAGAACGUCCAUUACCAGAAUUCUUAAGAAAAUAGAAUUAGAACUAGAUAAGUCUUCUGUUGAUAUAAAUUUGUUAGAAGAAGACUUAGAACUCUUGAACGAUAAGUUUGAAUCCCUUAAGAUAGCUGAUUCUGAAAUCGAAAGUACUUUGAAACCAGAAGAAUUCGAUGAAGAGAUUCAAACUACAGAAGAAUGUCGUGAAAGAAUUCUGUUGUGGAAAUUUAGAGCGAAAAAACGGAUUCACUUGACAAACCAAAACUUUACUGUUAUUGAUACAAAUCUAUAUAAUUCUCAAAUAUUUAAUGAUUCAUCGAAACGGAAGUUUAAGCUUCUUAAAAUAGAAUUUAAGUUGUUCGGCGGUGAUAUCAAAGAAAGGUUGUCAUUUUGGGCACAAUUUCAGAAGAUACACAACGAUAAGGAAAUCGCGAAGGAGGAUAAAUAUCAAUAUUUAUUACAAGCUACAUUAAAGGGUUCAAGAGCGCGAGAACUUGUUGAAUCAUUUCGGGCCACAGCUGAUAGUUAUGAAAACGUAAUAGAGUGUUUAAAGACGAGAUUUGGCCGAACUGACAUGUUAAUCGAAGUGUAUAUUAGAGAAGUUUUUUCAUUGAUGAUGAAUAACGCAAUCGGUAAAGGCUCUAAAAUGCCUCUUUUUAAACUUUACGAUAAGAUUGAAUCUUACUUAAGGUCUUUAAAUAUGUUAGGUGUUUCCAGCGCAAAUUAUUCUUCAAUAUUGUAUCCGUUGAUUGAAUCUUGUUUGCCUGUCGACAUAUUGAGAGUUUGGGAAAGAAAUUUGAAUUCCACAUCCCUAACAUCUAAAGAAGAAACUGUUGAUAAGUUAGAUAACCUGAUGAAAUUUUUAUGUCACGAGAUUGAAAGCGAAGAGAAAGUGCGUCUAGCACGGACCGAAUUUAACCGUGAAACCGAAAUCGAAAGCAAAAUUAUUUCACCCGCGUUAGCACGACGGGAAAGAUUUACUCCGACAGCUGCAGAGUUAUGCAACGCUUCGGAUAUUAAAAAAGAAACUUGUGUAUUUUGUAACAAAGCACAUAUGAGUAGCCAAUGUAGGUAUGCUGAUAAUUUGCCUUAUAAAGAGAAAACGCAAAUGUUGUUAAAAAGGGGUGCAUGUUUCAGAUGUUCAGCAGUAAGAAAGCAUAUUUCUCGAUUUUGUACAAUGAAAGUACCACCGUGUGAGAUUUGCGGUAAGGGUCAUUUUAAAUUAAUGUGUACUGAAAAAUGUAAUUCCGAAAAUUCGAAUCGAUUGCUACAGGUUGAGGAGAAACAAAUCAAAAGUAAGGACUCCGCUCUAUCUAACAAAACAGCUACUCGUAAAGUUCUCUUGCAAACACUUAUUGUUCGUCUUAGGAAUAAGAAUAAAAGGAAAUACAUAAGGGUACUAAUCGACUCAGGCAACAGUAAAUCUUACUUGUCAAAUUUUGCAAUAAUGGAAAUGGGAUAUGAAUGUAUUGGUGAAGAAAUUUUAACACAUAGUUUGUUCAGCGGUAUAGAAACUACGGAAAGACAUAAGAGAUAUUUGAUUCGCCUUAGUAACUUUUCGGAUAAUUAUCGAUGUAUUUUCGAGAUGUUAAAUCAAGAAAAUAUUUGUUCCGAAAUUCCAAAAAUACCGUGUGGUACAUUUAUGAUUGAAGUUAAGAAAUAUAAAAUUGUCCUAUCUGAUUUGAAUGAUAAAGUAGAUCUGUUGUAUCAGUUCUCUCCUGACGAGAUUCAUGGACUCGUCGGGGCUGAUGUCGUAGGUAAACUGUAUACCGGAAACAUAAAACAGUUAGACUCAGUCUAG
Stegodyphus dumicola is the source of this 1842-nucleotide messenger RNA. RefSeq lists its product as uncharacterized. The record is from RefSeq and is a predicted model, not a curated record. Lineage: Eukaryota; Metazoa; Arthropoda; Arachnida; Araneae; Eresidae.